Messenger RNA from Cucurbita moschata (crookneck pumpkin), 1609 nucleotides. RefSeq names its product RING-H2 finger protein ATL46-like. The record is from RefSeq and is a predicted model, not a curated record. The transcript has a single exon. Bases 380 to 1447 code for a protein of 355 amino acids. NCBI's taxonomy places the organism in Eukaryota, Viridiplantae, Streptophyta, Magnoliopsida, Cucurbitales, Cucurbitaceae.
ACUCUUCUGGGCUUCUCCCGUUCUCUCCAAAAGAGACAAAAGAGAAAGGUAUCUAUCCCCCUAUUAACCCAUCUUCUCUGUUCUAGGGUUUCUUUUCUUGCUCUGAACUAGUUCAUCAUUGUAUUUGAUUUUCUUUUUCUUUAAAUCUGCUUAAGCGGUGAGUUUUGAAUAUUUUAUGUUUUCUUUUCUUUCCCCAUCACCGAUUUGUCAUUUUAUUAUCGAUAAAAGAGGGCGGUUCUGUAGUUUGUGACACUUCUGGCUGCUAUUGCUUCUACUUUUGCUAUAUCUGUGUAUCAAAGUUGGGGGGGUUUGUUCGAUCUCGGUGAGUAUUUUGAUUUUGGAAUGUCAAAAGUGGUUUCUGGAGAAACCCCAUUUGAAUAUGGCUCGGAUUCGGCAUCAAAUCUUUCAAAACGAUGCGUUUUUGAGCUACCCUCCUCCUGUAAUGACUUCUUCUUCAACCCCUUUUGAUGGAAUUUACAAUAAGGAACCAAACCCACCCGCAGUGCCAUCUACAACCUCGUCUGGUACGAGGAUAAGUCCAGCAGUUCUGUUUAUCAUAGUUAUUUUGGCUGUUUUGUUUUUCAUCUCUGGUUUGCUCCAUCUUCUUGUUAGAUUCCUUAUAAAGCACCCAUCUACCGCACCCUCCUCUCAAUCCAACAGAAACCCACAACUUUCUCCUUCUGAUGCACUUCAGAGACAGCUUCAGCAGCUCUUCCAUCUCCAUGAUUCUGGUUUAGAUCAAGCUUUUAUAGAUGCACUUCCUGUUUUUCAGUAUAAAGAAAUUGUGGGUCUCAAGGAGCCAUUUGAUUGUGCUGUUUGUUUGUGUGAGUUUUCUGAGAAGGAUCAACUCAGAUUACUUCCUAUGUGCAGCCAUGCCUUCCAUGUCAAUUGUAUAGACACUUGGCUCUUGUCAAAUUCGACAUGUCCUCUUUGUCGUGGAACCCUCUUUAAUCCCGGUUAUUCGAUCGAAAAUCCGAUGUAUGAUUUCGACGAUCUAGGAGAAGAAGAUGAAUGUGGUGGUAAUGCAGGUUACAGGUUACCUAAUUGUCAGAAAACAAUGGAAAUUCAAGAGGUAGUGAAUGAAAAGGGGGUUUUCCCAGUUAGACUAGGAAAAUUCAGGAGGAUGAAUGCUGUAGAAGCUGUAGAGACAACCGAAGUUGGAGAGACCAGCAGUAGUAAUUUGGAUGCUAGGAGAUGUUACUCAAUGGGAUCGUAUCAAUACGUCGUUAUAGACGCCGACCUCAGAAUUGCGUUGUCUAAAGCUCGAGGAGAGGGCGAUAAUAAGCAGCCCUGCAAGGGGACGGAUUCAAACAGCAUCUCUCCAGUCCAAGCAGACUUGGAUGGAAAGAAGCUUAAUAGUGUAGCUAAAGGUGAGAGUUACUCUGUUUCGAAGAUUUGGCUUUGGUCUAAAAAGGGGAAGUACUCGAGCUCUACCGAACCGUCAUAGCCGAUAGGUAUGGAUUCUUCUCUAAAUACAGACUUGCCAUGGUUGAGACAAACACAAGAGGCAUCAUAAAAAUGGCCUAAAAACUGUUAUUUCCUCAUUUUUUGAGCUGAAAGUAAUCCUUACCAAUGUUUGUUGUAUCUAUUUAGAUUCUUAUCUCUGAAA